CUUCUCGUCUCGCUCCUUCUCCCCCGCGGCCCUUCCUCCGUAUGGUGUCAGUCUCUCUUGUCAAACCCCCUCCCCCCACCCUUCCGUUUGCCUCGUCCGACCGCUGGUGGCCGUUCUCGUUCUUUCGGCUACUUCUGUCGCUAUCACGUUGGCUGCCUCUGCCGUCGUCCGUUCACUACAAUCCUACUAGCCAUGGCGGCGCAGGCGGCCCUGAUUGCCGACACAAUUGUUGGCAUUAAAAGAGCCCUCCGCAAGGAGAAUGACUACUCCGGACCCGAUGAACCGAUCAGUCAACCAACAAACCGGGGCAACAAGCUACGCGCAAACUCUAAUUUUGUCCGGGAGGGUGCACUGGGCUAUAUUCACCCCGAGAAACUUUACAAACAGAAAAUUGAACAUGCUGGAUAUACGCGUUAUAUACUCCAGCCUAAUCCUGUGCGCUAUGAUUCGGAAGGGGAUGAGCUGGACGAGGAUGAUGAAGACUCCGAGGCCGAUGCCGCUGCGGCGGAAGAAAAUCCAUUUUCGGAAAUCGCGCUAGAAAAUUUCUUGUGCCCUCUGAAACAUCCGUCCGAACUCCCCACUCAUCCUUCUCUAUCACACGCUUAUACUUCGAAGGCUCUGCUACACAUGACACAGGCUAUUGAAGCCAAGCUACGUCAGGAAAGAGCAUUGUUAUGGCGGGCAAGAAAUCUACACCGGCAGUUUCUGGGCGACAGUUCCUGGAUGCCAUCGGGAGCGGUUGAAACGUCUGAAGAUCGAUCGAUCUUUGAGCCCCGGAUGGCUAGUACUACACGUAGCUCAUCGGUGAGUCAGUAUAAGCCCAACGGGACUGCCAGUAAUUUGGCGUCAGGGGCGCCUGCUGCUCAGAAGAACGGCACACAAGGUGCGUCGUUAGUGACAGGAGAUGCAAAGUUGUCCCGGGCCACGCAGAAUGAGGAUAUCCGAAGCCAAUCUGCGGCGGAAAAGGACGUUGAGAUGGCCGAUGCUCAUGAGCAGGAAACGAUACCCAAAGACCUUGUUUCGAAUGCGCUUGAACAGACCCGAGAGCCCAAAUCUGAAGAAGUUGAUACACCAGUUGGCGACCUGCCGCAUCACUCGGAGACAACCAACCUGGAACCGCAAGUCAACGGAAGCAAUAUAGCAAACAACAAAGUUGAUGAGGAUCGGAUGUCGGACUCAGACGGCACCCUGGACAGAGAUGGAAAAGGACCCGGAGGUUCUGCCGUCCAGGGCAAUGCGCAUGCCGACCCCGACCGCCGAGACAAUAUCCAGGCAGAUGAGACGGACAGAGAUGCAGAAAUGCAAGACGGAUCAUCACCCGAGCCACCCCGGCGAAUGACAACGCGGGCCCAGGCCAACGCAGCGAAUCCACAGCAGGAGGAAGAACUCGGGUCACUCUCUCCGUCCCCAUCUGACGACACUCUAGGGAGUCUCCCAAUACCACAUCCGCUUUUCCUUAUACCGGACUCGAUCCGGCCAGAUGCAAACUUCGGUCUCCCGCCCAAUGAAGCAGAAGAUACACGUCGACUGCUUUGGUCCUAUGUCCAGAAACAGGAGGAGACUGUCCGUGGGUUCGAGCACAUGCUGGAGUCUCUCCUUCGAGCCUGUCGGAUGAAAGAUGACGUGCUAGAGUGGUGCAAGGCGGAGGGCCACGUCGGCGAGCUGAGCGAUGGGGAAGAUUGGUAUGACCGGCAGAGAUGGGGGCUGGCGGAAGGGGAGGAUCUAAAAAAGGGUGCCGACGAAGACGAAAUUGAGACGGUGGAGGAAAGCCGGACAGCGAACAAGAGAGGCAGAGGUCGCCGGGCAUAG
Messenger RNA from Aspergillus sclerotioniger CBS 115572, 1809 nucleotides. Its product is annotated as RXT2 domain-containing protein. The record is from RefSeq and is a predicted model, not a curated record. Gene Ontology annotation, cellular component: cytosol; Rpd3L complex. NCBI's taxonomy places the organism in Eukaryota, Fungi, Ascomycota, Eurotiomycetes, Eurotiales, Aspergillaceae. Gene Ontology annotation, biological process: negative regulation of silent mating-type cassette heterochromatin formation; negative regulation of rDNA heterochromatin formation. The transcript has 4 exons. Bases 193 to 1809 code for a protein of 538 amino acids.